This is a messenger RNA of Alternaria ethzedia, 972 nucleotides long. RefSeq lists its product as uncharacterized. NCBI's taxonomy places the organism in Eukaryota, Fungi, Ascomycota, Dothideomycetes, Pleosporales, Pleosporaceae. The transcript has a single exon. Gene Ontology annotation, molecular function: 4-hydroxy-tetrahydrodipicolinate synthase activity. Bases 1 to 972 code for a protein of 323 amino acids. The record is from RefSeq and is a predicted model, not a curated record.
AUGGGUUCCAUGCCUGAGGUCAAGCAAGCUCCCCAGAUCGACCUCGCGGGUCUCGUCCCUGCGCCGGUUACUCCAUUCAACAAGGAUGGCUCGGUCGACUACGCAGCCAUCCAGCGCCUUGGCUCCUGGCUCGGCAGUAUCCCAGGCGUGAAGGGUCUGGUCGUGCUGGGACACGCUGGCGAGGGCACUUUCCUCACCCAGGAAGAGCAGGUAGAAGUCAUCAAGGCCUUUGUCAAAUCUGUGGACAACAAGAUCCCCAUCAUUGCUGGUAUCACCACAGAGGGCACUGAGGUGGCUGCGCUCGAAGCUCAACGCGCCAAGGCUGCUGGUGCGCAGGCAGGUCUCUUGUACCCCAGCCAUGGCUGGCUACGCUUCGGAUAUCAGCCGGGAGCGCCCCAGGACAGAUACAAGACUGUGUACGAGAAGUCCGGACUUCCUCUCAUCCUGUUCCAAUAUCCCGACAACACCAAGGCUACCUACAACCUGGACACGCUACUCGAGAUUGCCGCACAGCCCGGUGUCAUCGCUAUGAAGAACGGCGUCCGCAACAUGCGCCGUUGGGACGUCGAGAUUCCCAUUAUCAAGAAGCAAAACCCCGACCUGACUAUCCUCACAUGUCAUGAUGAGUACUUGCUACACACAUGCUUCGACGUCGACGGCAUGCUUGUUGGGUACGGCAACAUCGCGCCCGAACCGCUGCUUGAGAUGAUUGAAGCCGGCAAGGCGAGAGACUACCCUCGUGCGAGAGCUGUUCAUGACAGACUGCUCCCAGUCACCAGGAACGUUUACCAUCGUGGCUCGCACAUGGAGGGAACUGUUGCACUCAAACAUGGUCUAGUGGCGAGGGGUAUCUUGGAGCACGCGACAGUGCGAAGUGGACUUUUACCAUUACAAGACGGCGCAGAGCAGGAGAUUCAUGCUGCAUUCAAGUCAGCCUCGCUAGGCAAGGUCACACCGCCAAAAUCGGGUUGA